AUGGGUCGUCUCCAGGAAUACCAGGUCAUCGGGCGCCAUCUGCCCACAGAGGCCAACCCCACCCCUAAGCUCUACCGAAUGCGCAUAUUUGCCCCCAACGAUGUCGUUGCGAAAUCAAGGUUCUGGUACUUCCUUGGAAAGUUGCGAAAGAUCAAGAAGGCGAACGGCGAGAUUGUCUCGUUGAACCAGAUCUACGAGAAGCGCCCCCAGAAGGUCAAGAACUUUGGCAUCUGGAUCCGCUACGACUCUCGCUCCGGCACUCACAACAUGUACAAGGAGUACCGUGAGAUGUCCCGGUGUGAAGCCGUACAUGCCCUCUAUCAGGAUAUGGCUGCCCGUCACCGAUCUCGUUUCAGGUCAAUUCACAUCCUAAAGGUCGUCGAGGUGGAGAAGACCAAUGACAUCCGCCGCCCCUACAUCAAGCAGCUCCUCACCAAGGACCUCAAGUUCCCGCUCCCACACCGUGUCAACAAGGUCACCAGCAAGAAGCUCUUCGCUGCCCACCGACCAUCAACCUUCUAUUGAGCGUCUUUUCUUUCGUGUGGUGUGGACUGGACUGGAUGGGAAGGGAUGAAAUGGCUUUCCGAACCCUUUCUGCAUAGCUUCAAAAAUGAAGUACAAUAUAAACGAAUCAAAAUACCUAACUUGCG
Messenger RNA from Lindgomyces ingoldianus, 650 nucleotides. RefSeq names its product 60S ribosomal protein L20. Bases 1 to 525 code for a protein of 174 amino acids. Lineage: Eukaryota; Fungi; Ascomycota; Dothideomycetes; Pleosporales; Lindgomycetaceae. Gene Ontology annotation, biological process: translation. The record is from RefSeq and is a predicted model, not a curated record. The transcript is spliced from 4 exons. Gene Ontology annotation, cellular component: ribosome; cytosolic large ribosomal subunit. Gene Ontology annotation, molecular function: structural constituent of ribosome.